Molecule: messenger RNA, 1844 nt
Organism: Nymphalis io (European peacock)
Lineage: Eukaryota; Metazoa; Arthropoda; Insecta; Lepidoptera; Nymphalidae
Product: putative RNA polymerase II subunit B1 CTD phosphatase RPAP2
Exons: 1
Coding region: 42-1820 (592 amino acids)
Cellular component (GO): cytoplasm; nucleus
Molecular function (GO): RNA polymerase core enzyme binding; RNA polymerase II CTD heptapeptide repeat phosphatase activity
Source: RefSeq, a predicted model, not a curated record
GAUUCGAAAUACAUUUUUGUGUUAUAAACUUCGACGAAAAAAUGGAAACACUAGAAAAAAGACCUUUAAAAAAACCAACUAAAAUUGAAGAAAUGACGAAAGAACAAAUACGCCAAGCUAUUAUUAAGAAAAGACAAUGUAACGCCAAAGCCCAAUCUAUAGUAGAAAGUCUAUUAGAAAAAUGUGUUGACGAGGACUUUUUUCUCAAUAGUUUGUCUGACAUCAAUCAAAGCCACUUUGAUGAUGUGAUCGAAGAACGAUCUAUAUUGCAUUUAUGUGGUUAUCCUCUUUGUCAGAGAACACUGUCUGAGAAAGACAUACCAAAACAAAAAUACCGCAUAUUGGUGAAAACCAAUAAAGUAUAUGAUAUUACAGCAAGGAAAAGCUUUUGUAGUAAUAUUUGUUAUAAAUCAGCAAUGCAUGUUAAAAAACAAAUGUUAACAAGUCCACUUUGGUUUAGAGACUACGAAGAAAUACCCAAAUUUUGCCUUUUACCUUUAAAUGCAACAGGAAGCCUUGGACAAGAAAUAGAUUUAAGCUUAACAGAAAAGAUUAAUUUGAAAUCUGAGCCACAAACCUUUACAUCUAUAAAUGAUUUCUCAAAUGCUACCCUACAUGAAAUCAAUGCUUUCCAAAAUAAAAAUAAUAAUAACAAAAAUGUACAGGAGAAUCCAAAUGAAACAGAUGUAUUAAAAACUGAUAGUGACAUAACAAAACUUAAUCAAAAAGUUCAUAAAUUAAAUCUUAGCAAUGAGUUUAACGAAGGCAAUAGUAGAAUAAAAGAAGACGAUAAAUUAAAUAUCAAUAAAAACAAUAUAGCUACAGGCUCGAAUUCUACAAAAAAUAAUGCAUCAAAUCCUUUAAAUAUAGUAGGUGAAAUAAUAGAGAAACCAGAAAAGAAAAUUGAUCCUAUACUACUAAAUUCGCCCGCUAAUACUUCCAGUGCUCCGCCUAAAAACUUAAAUAUGUCCAUGCAAAAACUGACACAACAGAAGAAACAACCUUCUAUAAACAUUAUAAUGAUCGAAGUAGAAAAAUGUUUGGCUGAAUGGUUUACUUUAGACACAUUAAUAUAUCUUUUUGGUGAGGAUAAGUUGAAACAACUGGUUGCAGACAAGGGGCAGUGCAUCAAAGAUUACUUAAACAACUACUCAAAAAGCAUAUUUUACAACUCAAAUUCAUAUGAUCAAUAUCAGAUUUUGUGUCGAAAGCUUAAUAUGUUGGAAUUAGAAGAUAGACGAUAUGAUGCACAGACAUUGUCCAGGGAAACAAAACCAUUACCAGAUUACUCUAUAUUAAAAGAAGAAAGUAAGAAAAUGCAAUUGAAGGUAAAAGCAUUUUUCGCUGGAGAGACAGUAAUUCCAGAAGUUGGGAAUGAGGAGUCAGAUCUUACCAAUGUAGAUGAGAAUACAACACAAUUACCGUUAGUAGACAAAAAUGCACAGAAUGCAUUACGUCGACGAAUUGUAUGCCAUCAUUUGAAUAAGGUUUUACCAGAUUUGCUUAAGUCUCUCGGACUGCUGACAUUAACAAUUAGUUCUGAUAUCCGAUUACUUGUAAAUACAUUCAAAUUAAAAGCCAAUAACAUUAUGUUUAAACCAAUACAGUGGACAUUAAUUGCUAUUGUUUUCAUUCGGUUGUUAUCUAUCAGAGAUAAGAGAUUAGAAUAUUUAUUGGAGCAACCAACAGCAUUCCGACACAUGCAGCUUUUGCUAUUGAGUUAUAAACAAGAUGGUGGCUACUUAGAUAGACUAAUUUCAUGGCUCACGGAUAUUGACCGAUUGUUAGAUGUAAAUGAUACUCAACUUACCAUUGAGUAAUAUAUUAAUUAAUAAAAUAAUUUA